AUGUCAAAGCUUUUAUCAAAUAAAACUUUUAGAUUAAUAACAACAAAUUCACAACCGAAAAUAUCAUUUGGUUUUUCAUUAAGAAAAAGGUUUACCACCGCUACAUCACCUGUUUUACGAGCCACUCCACUUUCAACACAAACACAAACUCUUGUUACCCCUUCACCGGAAUUAUUGGGAUUUGAAACACAAUCAAUUAAACAUGCAAAUCGACCAAUUUAUCUUGAUAUGCAAGCCACCACUCCAACAGAUCCACGAGUACUUGAUGCAAUGAUGCCAUACUGGACACAACAGUAUGGUAAUCCUCAUUCAAGAACUCAUGCAUAUGGUUGGGAGUCUGAAAAGGCUGUUGAAAAAGCUCGUGAACAUGUUGCUAAAAUUAUAAGAGCUGAUCCAAAAGAAAUUGUUUUCACAUCAGGAGCAACGGAAUCAAAUAAUCUUAGUAUUAAAGGAGAACAUAAAUGCGUACUUGAUUCAUGUCGUGUUUUAUCUGAAGAAGGGUUUGAAAUAACAUAUUUGCCAGUUAAAUCUUCUGGUCUUAUAGAUCUUGAAUUGUUGGCAAAAUCAAUUCGACCUGAUACAUCACUUGUGUCUAUCAUGACAGUAAAUAAUGAAAUUGGUGUAUUGCAACCUAUCGAAGAAAUUGGUAAAAUCUGUCACGACAAUAAAGUAUUUUUCCAUACAGAUGCUGCACAAGCUGUUGGCAAAAUACCUUUGGAUGUCAAUAAGAUGAAUAUUGAUUUAAUGAGUAUUUCAGGUCAUAAACUUUAUGGACCAAAAGGGAUAGGUGCUUUAUAUGCAAGAAGGAAACCCAGAGUUAGGUUAGAAGCUUUACAAAGUGGUGGAGGACAAGAGAGAGGUUUAAGAAGCGGUACUGUACCCACACCUUUAGUUGUUGGAUUAGGCGAAGCUUGUCGAAUUGCAAGUGAAGAAAUGCAGUAUGAUUCAGAACAUGUAAAAAAAUUAUCUAAAAGACUGAUUGAUGGCAUUAUGUCAAAAGUUUCUCAUAUUAUUCGUAAUGGUGAUCCUGAAUCAACUUAUCCAGGCUGUGUAAAUUUGUCAUUUUCUUUUAUUGAAGGUGAAUCCUUAUUGAUGGCACUUAAAGAUAUCGCACUUUCAUCAGGGUCAGCAUGUACAUCAGCAUCGUUAGAACCAUCUUAUGUGUUAAGAGCAUUAGGUUCUGAUGAUGAAUCAGCACAUUCAAGCAUUAGAUUUGGUAUUGGAAGAUUUACAACUGAACGAGAAAUUGAUUUUGUGAUUGACAGAGUGACAAAACACGUUGAUAAAUUGAGGGAAAUGUCCCCACUUUGGGAAAUGGUUCAAGAAGGCAUAGAUCUCAAAUCUAUCCAAUGGAGCCAACAUUAA
Molecule: messenger RNA, 1365 nt
Organism: Entrophospora candida
Lineage: Eukaryota; Fungi; Glomeromycota; Glomeromycetes; Entrophosporales; Entrophosporaceae
Source: the annotation of a GenBank genome assembly